Messenger RNA from Salmo salar (Atlantic salmon), 5194 nucleotides. Its product is annotated as sodium-dependent serotonin transporter. Gene Ontology annotation, molecular function: serotonin binding; serotonin:sodium:chloride symporter activity. NCBI's taxonomy places the organism in Eukaryota, Metazoa, Chordata, Actinopteri, Salmoniformes, Salmonidae. Gene Ontology annotation, cellular component: neuron projection; plasma membrane; synapse. Gene Ontology annotation, biological process: serotonin uptake; sodium ion transmembrane transport; amino acid transport. The record is from RefSeq and is a predicted model, not a curated record.
CCUACCUUUUAAUGUUUAGGGUCAACCAUCACAGUGAUUCUGUUGAUGAGAACAGCUACAUGAUCACCGUUGAACAUUUCAGUCUGUAGACUCUGUGGAGCUGCUAGAGGUUUUUCGUCAGGCUGUCUGUGAAUGUGUCUGUCUGUGAAUGUGUCUGUCUGUGAAUGUGCCUGUCAGGGAAUGAUGUCUGUGGGGAUUCUCCGUGCUUUGGUCACAGCUAGCCAUGGGGACGAGGGGAUGCUUUGGUCACAGCUAGCCAUGGGGACGAUGGGAUGCUUUGGUCACAGCUAGCCAUGGGGACGAGGGGAUGCUUUGGUCACAGCUAGCCAUGGGGACGAGGGGAUGCUUUGGUCACAGCUAGCCAUGGGGACGAGGGGAUGCUUUGGUCACAGCUAGCCAUGGGGACGAGGGGAUGCUUUGGUCACAGCUAGCCAUGGGGACGAGGGGAUGCUUUGGUCACAGCUAGCCAUGGGGACGAGGGGAUGCUUUGGUCACAGCUAGCCAUGGGGACGAGGGGAUGCUUUGGUCACAGCUAGCCAUGGGGACGAGGGGAUGCUUUGGUCACAGCUAGCCAUGGGGACGAGGGGAUGCUUUGGUCACAGCUAGCCAUGGGGACGAGGGGAUGCUUUGGUCACAGCUAGCCAUGGGGACGAGGGGAUGCUUUGGUCACAGCUAGCCAUGGGGACGAUGCUUUGACGGCUUGUGAUAAAACAACACAGAGAGGGGCUCUGUAAGGUGAGACCAACAAAGGCCUUGGUAAAUCAUCCACCAUUCAUUGUCUUCAAUAUUCCAUAACUGAUUAGGAGCGUAGAUUGUAGUCCAGCGAUGACAGGCGAUAGUGGUGCAGCUAACAGAGGUCUGGAACUUUAUCUAGGUUGUCAUAAAAAAAAUUGCAAUUUUUUUCCACAUAGAUGUAAAAAGGAAGUAAGCAGUAAGAAAAUAUGAUUGUGUAUAGGAAGGAGAAAGAGGGAGACAGAGAGAGUGGAGGAAUAGGGACACACACAGAGAGAGAGAGAGUGGAGGAAGAGGGACACACAGAGAGAGAGAGAGAGAGAGAGAGAGAGAGAGUGGAGGAAGAGGGUGUAAGAAACUCCAGCGGGCGUGUAGGGGGAGUGUCUGUACGUGUUCUUCAGAGGGACGGUGGUGAGUACCACCCUGACACAGACCCCCACAUAACUACGGAACCACUGCACGUCUGGUACCGGUUGUGUCCCCAUUGGCGUUUGUCAUAAAAGGAGGUGGAGCGAGGCAAAGCUUCCCACCUGGCCCAGCCACACACACACACACACACACACACACACACACACACACACACACACACACACACACACUCUCUCUCUCUCUCUCUCUCUCUCUCUCUAUGCUACCCCUCAUCCCCUGAUGGGCACCUCAUCACACCGUGCCAAAAGUCCACCGUCGCUGCUAACAACCACACCACACCCCUAACCGCCGGCCAUCGCCAUGGAGAUGACGCAGUCAAUGAUGAUGGACAGAGAGAACGAAGGAGGAGAGAAAGAGAAAGGGGAGGAGUCAUCGCAGGAGAACGGCAGACUCAUGCUGGCUGACGGAGGGGUGGCAGAGAAGGGGGACCCCAAAGUGAACUCUGGUGGGGGGUCAGGAGGGGUGUCCAACGGGUACCCCACGUCCACAGCGCAGAGCCCAAAGGAGGGAGUGGGGGGUGUACCCGCAGGGGCCCCCAGGACUCUAGUGGUCCAGCAGACCAGUCUGGACCGGCCCCGGGAGACCUGGAGCAAGAAGAUGGACUUUCUGUUGUCUGUGAUUGGCUACGCCGUGGACCUGGGAAAUGUGUGGCGCUUCCCCUACAUCUGCUAUCAAAACGGCGGAGGUGCCUUCCUGCUGCCCUACAUGUUGAUGGCGGUAUUCGGCGGCGUGCCUCUGUUCUACAUGGAGCUGGCACUGGGGCAGUUCCACCGCAGCGGCUGCAUCUCCAUCUGGAAACACAUCUGCCCCAUUUUCAAGGGUGUGGGCUUCGCCAUCUGCAUCAUAGCGCUGUACAUAGCGUUCUACUACAACACCAUCAUGGCUUGGGCCCUGUACUACCUGCUGGCGUCGUUCCGGCCCACCCUGCCCUGGACCACGUGCUCCAACCCCUGGAACACGGUCAACUGUCUCCGCUACCUGUCCACCGACAGCAACGUCACCUGGACCAACACGUCCACCUCGCCCGCCGAGGAGUUCUAUACGCGUCAGGUACUGCAGGUACACAUGUCUCCAGGUCUGCACCAGCUUGGCAGUGUGAGUUGGCAGCUGGCUCUCUGCCUCCUGUUCAUCUUCACCAUCGUCUACUUCAGCAUCUGGAAGGGAGUCAAGACCUCUGGCAAGGUGGUGUGGGUGACAGCCACCUUCCCCUACCUUGUCUUGCUGGUGCUGCUCGUUCGUGGGGCCACUCUGCCCGGGGCCUGGAGGGGCGUGGUCUUCUACCUCAAACCUGAUUGGGGGAAACUACUCAGCACCACAGUAUGGAUUGAUGCAGCAGCUCAGAUCUUCUUCUCUCUGGGGCCAGGUUUCGGGGUUCUCCUGGCCUUUGCGAGCUACAACCCCUUUCACAACAACUGCUACAAGGAUGCGUUGGUAACCAGCUCGGUGAACUGCCUGACCAGUUUCCUCUCUGGGUUUGUCAUCUUUACCGUGCUCGGCUAUAUGGCUGAGAUGCGUAAAAUAGGCGUGGAGACCGUAGCCAAGGAUGCUGGUCCCAGUCUGCUGUUCAUCAUCUAUGCUGAAGCCAUCGCCAACAUGCCCGCUGCCACCUUCUUCGCCAUCAUCUUCUUCCUCAUGAUCAUCAUGCUGGGGCUGGACAGCACGUUUGCUGGUCUGGAGGGGGUGAUCACAGCCAUGCUGGAUGAGUUCCCCCAGUUGUUGUCUAGGAGGAGGGAGUGGUUUGUCCUGGGUCUGGUGUGUGUCUGCUACCUGGGAGCGCUCUCCACCCUCACCUACGGAGGUGCGUUUGUGGUGAAACUGUUUGAGGAGUACGCCACAGGACCUGCUGUCAUCACUGUGGUCUUCCUAGAAGUCAUCGCUGUUUCCUGGUUCUACGGCACGAGUCGUUUCUGCGCUGAUGUCAAUAUGAUGCUGGGCUUCUCCCCUGGACUAUUCUGGAGGGUGUGCUGGGUAGCCAUCUGCCCCAUCUUCCUACUGUUCAUCAUUGUCAGUUUCCUGGCGUUCCCCCCGGAGGUCAAGUUGUUUGACUACAUCUACCCACCCUGGACCACUGUUCUGGGCUACUGCAUCGGAGUGUCCUCCUUCAUCUGUGUACCAGCCUACAUGGUGUACCACCUGCUCACUGCCAAAGGGACCUUUAAACAGCGUCUCCUGAAUGGCAUCACCCCUGUACCCAGCGGGCCUCAAAGUGACAUUAUCAUCACCCACGCCGUCUGACCCAGUGGUCUGACCCAGUGGUCUGACCCAGUGGUCUGACCAGGCCGAGUGGACUACACCACCCUCUGCUGGACAUAGAGCACAACUGCAGGACGGGGAGGGUUCACGCCUCCCCCACUUCUCCUCCAGAACCCCCACAGCAGACUUCAGAAGCACAGAGGCACCCUGUUUAUCCCACAGACCCCAGGGCUGAGGUGUGGGCGCUGGGCCACACUGUCUGCAGCAUCCCACACCCCUCCUCCGUCACCUCCCUCCUGGCUCAUUCUGUUAGCAGCUAAUGUUGUCACUGGUUUCAUACUGGGCCACGCUGGUCAGAGCAUUUCAACCACCAGACAGAGGGUUUUAGAUGCCACAGCACAAUGGCAUGUGUACUGUUAUUGAAGCGUAGUGUUGCCUUUAAAGUCUAUACCUGUCCAUUACAAUUGGAAUCCAUCCAUACAGUAUGAGGCAUAAACAUGCACACUUCCUUGUCUCUACUCUGUCAGGUCCACUAAACAAUGUUUAUAUCACAAGCAAACAUCUCAUCUCACGGCUUCGUUUGACAUUAUAUCCUUGUUUCAUGAGUUCUGCAUACAGAUAUUUAGCUGGACAUUGAUUGCAAAAUGCAGGUAUCUUUUUAAGUUUCUCUAUGAAACCAAAUAUUCCAUGGAUAUUUCUACAGGUAUUUCCAGAUGUGAGCUGUUGUCAUGCUUUAGGAUGACUUGGUGGGAGCUUGUCAGUGUUUCUUGGUGGGAUGGCUGAACCUAUGAAGGGCCUUGAUGAGCGUCAGAGCGUCUCCACACUGUGAAGCGCUGUAUGUUGGUGUUGUAUGACGCACUGCAGUACUGAUUCUGCUCUGUAAGCAUAUCCAAGUUGUUGGGGAACAUAGAGACCAGAUCAGAAGAGAAAACAGGGCUUUGUCCAGUUAUGUGGGGGGAUUCUUUAGCUGCAGUAUGGAAGGCUCUGCUGUGUGUGUGUGCGUGCGUGCGUGCGUGCGUGUGUGUGUGUGUACGCGCGUCAGACAGAAAUGGAAGGAACGUGGAGAAGCUACCCUGUGUAGAUCAGAAGGAGUGGGUUAUAUUAGCGCAAUAUAAGAUGUAUAUUUAUUUGAAAUAAUUAUUAUCCAAAUCCAAAUCUAUACUUUGAUGUAUUUGUUUAUCUCAUUUACUAUAAACUGACAUGCUGAUUUAGUUUGACUUAGCACGGAAAUGGUGUUUUACAUAUUAAGAGACUAACUGCCUACAUUGGGAACCCAGUAUUGAACACAACUACACUCAGUCUUCAAGGAUGUGUCUAAAAACAGGUAUCUGUCUUUACUUCCUACCAAAUAAUCUGUUGUGUUGGAAUGGGAGUAGUAGUAUGACAUGUACGUGUGUAUUAAGUGAGUCUUGGUAUCGGUGUGUGUCUCUUUGUUCUGUGAAUACUUGUCUACUCUCUUGAACGGGUUAUAUUUGUGUGUACAUCAGACCAGGGUGCAAAUACUAUAGGGAAUCUUUCAAAUACUUUGUGUUUUCUUUGGCCUGCCUCGUGCCAGAUGGGCGGGGUUUGUUUUACCCUGUUUAGUGCCAGAUGGGCGCGGUUUGUUUUACCCUGUUUAGUGCCAGAUGGGCGGGGUUUGUUUUAGCCUGCCUCGUGCCAGAUGGGCGUGGUUUGUUUUAGCCUGCCUCGUGCCAGAUGGGCGGGGUUUGUUUUAGCCUGCCUCGUGCCAGAUGGGCGGGGUUUGUUUUAGCCUGUCUGGUGCCAGAUGGGCGGGGUUUGUUUUAGCCUGCCUCGUGCCAGAUGGGCAGGGUUUGUUUUAGCCUGUCUGGUGCCAGAUGGG